This is a messenger RNA of Lutzomyia longipalpis, 2580 nucleotides long. It is a transcript of the gene Mccc1, whose product is annotated as methylcrotonoyl-CoA carboxylase subunit alpha, mitochondrial. The record is from RefSeq and is a predicted model, not a curated record. The transcript has 3 exons. Gene Ontology annotation, cellular component: mitochondrion. Bases 307 to 2409 code for a protein of 700 amino acids. Gene Ontology annotation, molecular function: metal ion binding; methylcrotonoyl-CoA carboxylase activity; ATP binding. NCBI's taxonomy places the organism in Eukaryota, Metazoa, Arthropoda, Insecta, Diptera, Psychodidae.
AGGAGUUGUUAGCCCCUUGGUGAUAUGCUAAUCUUAUCAGACAUGCGAAAUACGCAACAAUUCUAAUCCGCGCAGCGAGUCUUCCUGCUUUUUUUUAUUCUCGAAAUAAUUUAGCCUCUUUGGGAGGAAAAUCAACUCCCUGUGUUACCGGAAAUUGCAUUUAGAAGAAGCUGUGGGUGUGACAAGGCAAGGAUCUGUGAUAAUCUUCAUUGGAAGUGUGUGAUUGAUUGCGUUGCAAAAAGCAGGAGAAAAGUUUGGUUACAAAUUACGUAAUAAAUCUUUGCAAAUCUCGUAAAAGCAGAGAAGAUGCUGCAUCUGGGGCAAUCACUGAGGAGGUGGUUCACAACAGCCACCCAGAAGGUCAUCAGUCAACCCAUCAAUAAGAUCCUCAUUGCCAAUCGCGGAGAAAUUGCAUGUCGUGUGGUGAGGACAGCUCGUAGGCUUGGUGUUCAGACUGUAGCUGUUUACUCUGAUGCAGAUGCAAACAGCUUGCACGUUCAGGUGGCCGAUGAGGCGUACCACAUUGGGCCACCACCUUCGCAGCAAUCCUACCUGCGUGCUGAUAAGAUAAUCCAAGUGGCUAAAUCUGCCAAAUGUCAGGCAAUCCAUCCGGGCUAUGGGUUCCUGUCUGAGAGUGUGGAAUUCUCAGAUAUGUGCCAGCGCGAGGGGAUCAUCUUCAUGGGUCCACCGGCAUCUGCAAUCCGUGAUAUGGGUAUAAAGAGUACGUCCAAGGCAAUUAUGGCAGCUGCCGGUGUGCCCAUCAUUAAUGGGUACCACGGUGAGGAUCAAUCUGAUGAGAAAUUAAUUGCCGAAGCCCAGAAGAUUGGCUUCCCGCUGAUGAUUAAGGCUGUUCGUGGUGGUGGUGGCAAAGGGAUGCGAAUAGCCGAGAAGGAAGAAGAUUUCCUCACACAGCUCAAUUCUGCCCGUACGGAAUCGGAGAAAGCCUUCGGUGAUAGCUCAAUGCUGCUCGAGCGCUACGUCCGCUCUCCGCGGCAUGUUGAAGUGCAAAUCUUUGCUGAUCAGUACGGUGAUGCGGUGUACCUGUUUGAGCGUGAUUGCAGUGUACAGCGAAGGCAUCAGAAGAUCAUUGAAGAGGCCCCAGCUCCGGGACUUUCGGAGCAAUUGCGUCGAGAAUUGGGUGAAGCAGCUGUACGGGCAGCCAAAGCCGUGGGCUACGUCGGGGCGGGAACGGUGGAAUUCAUUUUGGACAAGGAGGAUCUCUCUUUUCAUUUCAUGGAGAUGAAUACACGUCUCCAGGUGGAGCAUCCAAUCACGGAAAUGAUCACAGGGACGGAUUUGGUGGAGUGGCAAAUCCGUAUUGCAUCUGGGGAACGACUUCCUGUUACGCAGGAGCAAAUUAUACGCCGUGGGCAUGCUUUUGAAGCUCGAAUAUACGCUGAGAAUCCCCGUGGAGGAUUCCUCCCUGGUGCAGGACCACUGGAACAUCUGUCCACGCCAUCACCGAAUGAGUGUGUUCGUGUGGAGACUGGAGUACGUCAGGGGGAUGAAGUUUCCGUGCACUAUGACCCAAUGAUUGCAAAACUAGUUGUCUGGGGUGAGAAUCGUACCCAAGCUUUGGAUAGCUUAAUUGCCAGGCUGAGAGAUUAUCACAUCACUGGCUUGGACACAAAUGUAAACUUCCUCCUGGAUCUGGCCAAUCAUCCCUACUUCCGUGCUGCUGAUGUACACACAGGCUUCAUUCCGCAGCACUUUGAUACCCUCUUCCCACCGGUUGUUGUGUCUGAAUCCCGUCUAAUUCAGGCAGCUGUUGCUGUUGUUGUCAAUGAGCUCAAUGCAGCCCUGGCCAAUGGAGUAGCUUCCCGCGGGGCAUUCAAUCAAUUCAAUGAUGCCAACAAUUUCCGCCUCAAUCACGUAGCCAUCAGGGAGCUCAAGUUCAAAGCCAAUGACAAGGUCAACACGGUUCAGGUCACAAGCUCCGAUGGGCAGCUCAAGGUACGCGUAAAUGAGGGUGAAUGGCGGAAUGUUCAGUGGAAGAAUCUUCAAGACGCCGAGAGAUUCAGCCUUCGGUGUACAAUUGAUGGAGUCUUCGGGAACUUUAGUGCCGUCAUCUCACCCGAGGAAGUGUCAAUUUUCACGGAUUCCGGGAAAACGGAUAUUCAGCUGAUCCCACCGAAAUUCCUCAGCAUUGCUGGCGAUGGAGGAGCAGCCGGUGGGCAGACGGUUACAUCCCCAAUGCCCGGUGUUCUGGACAAGGUAUUUGUGAAGCCAGGCGAUCGAGUUAAAUCCGGCGACCCCCUGGCUGUGAUAAUUGCCAUGAAGAUGGAACAUAUGCUGAAGGCGCCAAAGGAUGCCGUUGUGAAGAGUGUUGGUGGGCAGCCGGGACAGAAUAUGGCAAAAGGAGCUGUUAUUGUUGCCUUUGAGAGUGAGGAGACAAAAGAGGAGGAGUAGCUGGAUACCAUUGUGAAGGAUAAAUAAUUUUUUUUGCAUAAUUUACAAACCAGAAAUGCAUUUACUUUGUAACAAGUACCUACAAAAAUUAUGCUGUACAUUGACCAAAAAAUAAAGUAAAACUGACAAAUAUUUUACAAAAAAGAAUAAAUUAUAAAGAUUUCUUGUGAA